GGAGGAUUGAGGCUAGGAGAGGAGGAGGAAGGCUGAGGAGAGGCUGCCGCUGCUGAUGAGGCUGCUGUGUGUGUGUGUAUGCCCCGCGCCUGCGCUCUGCGGCUCCAGGGAGCCCUGAUUUUGUCCGGGAUUCCCAAUUCUGCCGCACAGACCGGAGCUUGUGCUGCAGCCGCCUGAAGAGGGACAUCAGCACGGCCAGGGUCAUCACCAUCCAAACUCCGACACAGACCCUCCCUCCAGGCGGCCAGAGGGGUCUCCAUUGUCCUCGUAGCAGGUGAAUCCGCCGAAGAAGCAAAAUGGGUAAACAGAACAGCAAACUUGCCCCUGAGGUGAUGGAGGAUCUGGUGAAGAGCACAGAGUUUAACGAACAUGAACUGAAACAGUGGUAUAAGGGUUUUCUGAAGGACUGCCCCAGCGGCAGACUGAAUCUCGAUGAGUUCCAGCAGCUCUAUGUAAAGUUUUUCCCAUACGGAGACGCAUCAAAAUUCGCCCAACACGCUUUCAGAACCUUCGAUAAGAACGGAGAUGGGACCAUCGACUUCAGAGAGUUUAUAUGUGCGCUGUCCAUCACUUCAAGGGGAAGUUUUGAACAGAAACUAAAUUGGGCUUUUAAUAUGUACGACCUGGACGGCGAUGGUAAAAUCACCCGAGUGGAAAUGCUGGAGAUUAUCGAGGCCAUCUACAAAAUGGUGGGCACCGUGAUAAUGAUGAAAAUGAAUGAGGACGGCCUCACGCCUGAGCAGCGGGUAGACAAGAUCUUCAGCAAGAUGGAUAAGAACAAAGACGACCAAAUUACGUUGGAUGAAUUCAAAGAAGCCGCAAAGAGCGACCCUUCCAUUGUAUUAUUGCUCCAGUGUGACAUUCAAAAAUGAGCUCACCUGACGCGUUUCGGACUGCACAAAAAUGUCAAUGUUUCAUUCAGUUUGCAGCUAUCUCCACGACUAUUACAGAAAACAAAAAAAAAUAAUCAAAAAUAAUUGCUUGGACUACCUAUAAAUGGACUUGCUUCUUGUGUUUGAGACACUCGUGUGCAUGAGAAUGUCAUUUGCUGAAGAUUUUAAAAGUAUAUAAUAUAUAUAAUAUAUAUAUAUAUAUAUAUAUAUAUUAAAAACUAAAAAAAAAGAGGAAAAAAAAAUUCUGCCACAAUGUGAAGUGUACAAUGUAAUUUCAUAGGUCCCGAACCCCUGUGCAUCAGUAAUGUAAUGCAUAAUGCUAUUUAUUGUUUUACUGAUGCUAGCUGUGUGUCUCCUUUUACGUGUUAGUGGUAGUGACACUGGUUACCAUGGCAAUGUUACUGUUCCGACUAGCUCAUUUCACCUGCUGUAAAGUAGUCCCGGGCAGGCGGAGGGACAUGAACUCAGCUCAUGGAUCUGCUUACGUCCCUUUUCACACGUGCUCGUGAUGUCGGUGAAUAUAAAUGUAAUUAAUUUGCAUGCCUCUUAGGUUUGCCUUAAUUCUUACCUCAUUUGCAUCGUUAGCGAAUUUGGAAAGAGCCGUAUCAGAGAGAGAGAGGGCGUAUAAGCAAGUCACAAGUCCCACUGAAACCCCCAAAUUCAUCCAGAGAGAUAUUAUAAAUUACUAUAGAGAGAUGUAUGUAUAUAUAUUAGUUCACAGAUAUAUAUGUAUGUUUAUGUAUAUAAACAUUAUAUACAUAUGUACUCAUACAUAAGAUGCAUAUAUGAAAAAAUAUACAGAUGACCUAUUGUUUCAAUGGGAGUGUGCGCAGUAUUGAUUUCUCAGAAAACUGUAUUUAUGAUUUCUGACUGAAUUUUCAAAAGAGGUUGCAAUAUAUGUCCCAAAAUAAAUAAUUUAUACCAUUUGA
Molecule: messenger RNA, 1822 nt
Organism: Pseudophryne corroboree (corroboree frog)
Lineage: Eukaryota; Metazoa; Chordata; Amphibia; Anura; Myobatrachidae
Gene: VSNL1
Product: visinin like 1
Exons: 4
Coding region: 297-872 (191 amino acids)
Molecular function (GO): calcium ion binding
Source: RefSeq, a predicted model, not a curated record